This is a messenger RNA of Drosophila simulans, 884 nucleotides long. RefSeq lists its product as uncharacterized. The record is from RefSeq and is a predicted model, not a curated record. Gene Ontology annotation, cellular component: membrane. The transcript has a single exon. The coding region runs from base 111 to 824 and encodes 237 amino acids. Lineage: Eukaryota; Metazoa; Arthropoda; Insecta; Diptera; Drosophilidae.
AAAAACGUCAGAGCGACAGCAGUAACGUCUCGUUACUUCAAAGUAAAACAACAGGAAUUCGUGUUGCGCACCUGGCGCGGCUUUCAUCAACUGGAGCCUAACCCGGCGAAAUGGCUAAUCCGUUUCGCUGGUGUCGAGUGUCGCACGACUGCGUGUUCCAGAUUAAUGUGGUUCUGGUGGUGGUCGGAGUGAUCUUUCUGCUUGACGUGCUCAGCCACCUCUAUCUGAAGGCGGUCAUGUUUCCAGGCCUUCGUCUAUACCCGGUAGCCUUGCGGCCCUGGCUCUUUUGGGUGCGCGCUUUGACAAUGGUUGCCUACAUUCUGAACGCCGUUCUUGGGAUUCACAUGGCCCGACGACCUACCGCCUUGAAGUACGCUGGCUAUAUGCUCGUUGGAAGCGUGGUGUUGCUGUACACCAUAAGCAUCGGAGUGACUCGCUUCAUGUACCGUAAGAGAUUCGAGUUCUUUGCCGAGAUGCUGGUGCUGCAGAUGUGGGUAAGAAACAGUCUUGGCAAGGUCGAAGUAGAGUUCGAGUGCUGCGGAAGGACCAGCGUAGUCGACUACCAGACAGCAUCGAGCAACCGCACCUGGCCCAUUGGCUCUUGCUGCGGGCAGCAGAACUGCACCGGCUGCACUUCGAAGCUUAGCCAGUACCUGUGGACCAUCGAGAUGGAUGUGGCAAGGGAUAAUAUUAUCGUAUCCGUUCUCUUGUUCGUGGCGAUGAUCGUAAUGUUUUUACACUUCAAGGAUGUGCAAGACCACGACGACUCUAGUGAUGUGGAUGAGACAUCAGAACUGGCAGACGACUCGGACGCCAAGGAAUAAGCCCCAUUUCUAUCUAGUCGUGACGGUCCUAAUGCAUUUUUUCUUAACACAUCUCUGGCC